Brassica rapa (field mustard) is the source of this 1158-nucleotide messenger RNA. Its product is annotated as histone deacetylase HDT3. The record is from RefSeq and is a predicted model, not a curated record. Lineage: Eukaryota; Viridiplantae; Streptophyta; Magnoliopsida; Brassicales; Brassicaceae.
CUUACUCGACGCCCUAGAAAGCUCUAAUCGCUCUCGUCUUCUUCUAGAACCUUCUCUUCCGUCGCAUCCGUCGCCGUCAGCUCGUUACCGAUCGUGUCAAUGGAGUUCUGGGGUGUUGAGGUUAAGAGUGGUUCACCACUUAGGGUGGAUCCUGGGGAGGAGAUGCUUGUGCACAUCUCACUGGCUGCUCUAGGCGAGAAGAAGAACGGUGGAAACGAGCCGGUCAGGCUAUACAUGAAAGUGGGAGACCAGAAGCUUGUGAUUGGGACGCUGUCACACGAUAAGGUCCCUCAGCUCUGCACGGAGAUUGUGGUGGAGAGGAGUUUUGAGCUGUCUCAUAGUUGGAAGGAUGGGAGCGUUUACUUCUCUGGUUACAGAGUUGAUGCUCAUGAUUCUGAUUCAUAUCCUUAUCGCUUAGCCUUUGAUAAUUUAUUUAUGAAUAUGCUUUUGGGACUUCCAGCUGUUGCGAAAUCAGGUGUGAAGCAGGUGAACUUUCAGUUGCCUAAUGACGAUGCCAAGGCCGAGGAAGAUAGUGAGGAGGAUGAUAGUGAUGAUGAUGAGGAUGAUGACGACUCUGAGGAUGAGGAGGAAGAAAAGAAGGUUACUGCUGAAGUUGAAGAGGACGAUGAUGAUGAAGACUCAUCUGACGAUGAGGAAGAUGAUUCAGCAGACGAGGAGACCCCAGAGAAGAAGGUUGAAGAAGCCAAGAAGAGGCCUGCGGAAGCCACCACCUCGAAGACUGCUUCAAACAAGAAGGCUAAGUUCGUAACUCCUCAGAAAUCAGAAUCGAAGAAGCCACACGUCCACGUUGCGACUCCGCAUCCGUCAAAAGGAGGAAAGAGCUCUGGAAGCAAUGGAGAGUCGUCGAAGCAGCAGCAGCAGACACCAAAGUCUGCAAAUGCAUUUGGGUGCAGCUCCUGCAACAGAACAUUUACUUCGGAGAUGGGCUUGCAGUCUCACACCAAGGCCAAACACAGUGCAGCUGCUUGAAAUCUGAUGAAGAAGAAAAGAGACUAUCCAUAAUCGUUUUUAGACUUUUGAUGUAAUUCGGUUUUCAAAACUUGAGUUUGCGAGUGAACCAGUUUAGUUAUCUUUUUCCUAAUCGUCGGGUAGACGAAACUUUGCUAGACCCUUUACGUUUAGUGCUAAUAUGGUGGA